AUGGAUACCAUAGUGAAAGGAUGGCCAGAUAAAAGAAGUGAUGUUCCCCCCAGUAUCACUCCCUAUUUUGACUACCGAGAUGAGCUUACAGUGCAAGAUGGUAUAGUUCUAAGAGGAGAACGAGUAAUAAUACCCGUUUCCAUGCGGAAAGACUUGAAAGACAAAGUUCAUGCAGGAUAUUUUGACAUCAACUCCUGUCUUCGCAGAGCUAGAGAACUAAUUUUCUGGCCAAGAAUGUCUUCAGAGAUAAAACAUUAUAUCGAAUCUUGUGACAUAUGUGCGUCUCACAGCAGAAAACAGUCCACUGAACCCUUACAUAUGCAUGAAGUGCCAAAUCGACCAUGGGAAAAAGUAGGAACUGACAUUUUCACAAUUAGAGGAAGAAACUAUCUAAUAACAGUCGACUAUUUCAGUCAAUUCUUCGAAGUUGACUACCUCUCAGACACCACAUCAGAAACGGUGGUUCAUAAGCUAAAACACCACUUUGCUCGACCGGAAUUCCAGACAUAG
Molecule: messenger RNA, 510 nt
Organism: Gigantopelta aegis
Lineage: Eukaryota; Metazoa; Mollusca; Gastropoda; Neomphalida; Peltospiridae
Exons: 1
Coding region: 1-510 (169 amino acids)
Molecular function (GO): nucleic acid binding
Source: RefSeq, a predicted model, not a curated record